This is a messenger RNA of Rhopilema esculentum, 1413 nucleotides long. RefSeq names its product co-chaperone protein HGH1 homolog. NCBI's taxonomy places the organism in Eukaryota, Metazoa, Cnidaria, Scyphozoa, Rhizostomeae, Rhizostomatidae. The record is from RefSeq and is a predicted model, not a curated record.
CCUUUUAUAUGGACACAUUACCUUUAAGCUGUUAUAAUUCUUGUAGCCAUUUGUAGAAAUAUUUUAGAUGUAGCAAUUUUAACUAACCAUUUAAAAUUACGACGUUUUGUUUGUUGUAGUAGAUUAAGGGCCAUUUCGGCAUAUACAUCUAUUAUUAUAUAAAAUAUGACUUGAGCCCACUUGGGGUUGACGAAAACAUUUAAGCCUUGAUGGUGGCAUAAAUAGGGUUUCCUCUGUGUGGUACAUAACAAAGAAAUUCUUUCCUAUCCCCAACAACAUCACGGCCUCGAUUUCGAUUCAUUGCAUUCGAAUUCGACCACGAGGAUAAUGGCGGACGCAAAAUCGCAGCUCAAAGAGCUUUGUCAGUUUUUGAACGCUGACUGUAAGCUAGAGGUUAAGGGAAUCGCCCUGGAGUAUAUUGCUGGGUUAACCGCCCACGAAAAUGGAUGUGAGCUAAUUACAAAUACAAGUAAUUUGCUCCAAAGUCUUGUGAAACUUUUGAUCGAAGAUACUACAGAGGAAAUCAAACGGGAUUGCUUGAGAAUAUUGACAAAUUUAAUUGCCGAUUCUCAAAAAGCAAGCUCAAUUGGCUUGUUAGAUGAAGAUUUUUUGUAUUUUGUUAUCAAAUAUGUUUUAAGCAAGGAAGCAACAUAUGCUGACGAUGCAGCAAAAUUACUCAGCAAUUUAUCAAGGACUGCAACAAAUUGUCAAGUUAUCUUUGAUUACAUCGAUAAAGUGAAAAGUGUCGCUCUAGCAGACUUUGUUGAUGCAUUUUGCAUUAAAGGAUACAACAAGAAAAACAAUCAGUUAUCUCAUUUGGGUUCAUUUCUCUCAAAUAUGACAUUGAUUGAAAAUGCAAGGAAGCUUUUUCUAGAUCAGCAACGCUGUGUCAUUCAGAGGCUGUUACCGUACACUUCUCACAUGGAAUCAAAAAUACGACGUGCUGCUGUUGUCAGGAUCAUCAAAAAUCUUUCUUUUGAAACUGAUUACCAUGACUGGUUGUUAAGCGCAGAUGUUGAUAUUCUACCCCACCUGCUCCUUCCUCUUGCUGGACCAGAAGAAAUAAAAGAAAAUGAAAUGGACCAACUUCCAAUCGACUUACAAUUUCUCCCAGAAAAUAAGGAGAGAGAACCCGAUGAAGAAAUUCGGACCAUGCUUAUUGAAACUCUUUUGCAGCUGUGUACCAGGAAAGCUGGCCGGGAAUAUUUGAGAGACAAUGGGACAUACUACAUUAUGAGGGAGCUGCAUAAUGUUGAGAAAAAUGAAGAUGUUUUGCUGGUUUUGGAAAAAAUUAUUCAGAUUUUGAUUGGUGAUGAGCCUGAAAAAGGAAUGGAGGAUUUGAAGAGAGUAGAAAUACCAGACGACAUUCAACAAAAGUUUAAUGAGGUAGAUUCUAAAGCAAAACUUAACUAA